AAGUGUUUCUCAUCCCGGAUUAUUUCAUGCAGCUGAAACAUAAACACAGGUGAAAAUGGGCAUGUCCAGAGUGCUGCUCGGCCUCGCCCUCCUCACGAGUCUAUUGGCUGCCGCUGUGAUGAGUCACGAGGGGGCGUGUCUGCGGGACGGGAGCCACAAAGCCACGCCCAGUCCAGAGCCUCAUCUGAAGCAGUGUUUGCUCUACAGGGAGAACUCGUGUUGUUCAGAGACGGGCGUCCAGGAUCUGUCCGGCCCUGUGUCCGGCGUGGACAACUCUCUCUGGGAUAAGUGUGGUCUCCUCAGCCCUCUGUAAGUCUCUGC
This is a messenger RNA of Sinocyclocheilus rhinocerous, 321 nucleotides long. RefSeq names its product riboflavin-binding protein-like. Bases 56 to 313 code for a protein of 85 amino acids. Gene Ontology annotation, cellular component: external side of plasma membrane. Lineage: Eukaryota; Metazoa; Chordata; Actinopteri; Cypriniformes; Cyprinidae. The record is from RefSeq and is a predicted model, not a curated record. Gene Ontology annotation, molecular function: signaling receptor activity; riboflavin binding; riboflavin transmembrane transporter activity. The transcript has 2 exons.